CCGCUGAGACCACGUUCCUCUCAGCUGCGGUCGCCGGACGCGUAAUAGCAACAAAGAAGCCGAGCACAGACAACUCAGAGGCCAGCGAUCUCAACGAUGGGGCUGAAAUGGAACAUAGGAAAAGGUGAGAAAGGAGGAACGGGACGACGAUGGAGGUGGUGCGAGAGAAAGAAAGGAAACGUCCCCUCGCAUGGACGCAAUCCUGAAGCUCAAUCAUCCGUGGAUGCAAGUCCUAGACCCACACCUACUUUGCGUGUCAAGCGAGUCGAUCAUUUCUUCAACAGGAAGAACGGUGUAUGGUCAUACAAGGACACCAAGAUCAAGUCUACCCCACAGGUUUUACCUGGUGGUAAGACAUCGGAAGGCUCCGAUAUCUGGCAGUCUUUCUGCUUUGUGGUAGUGCGCGAGUUUUCGGCGGACUCCGUUCCAGGAGAAGAGCCGUCCGUGGCAGUGACAAUCAAGAGUCCCUAUCUGAAAUCAGCUUGCAAGGACGUCAUCGGAGAAGUCCCAGGACUCUCCUGGACGGUCGAUCCUCUUGAGCUCCCCAUCAACCUGUUGAUCCGAUUCUUCCCUCAGCUCACGGAGUAUCAUCAAACGUUGCAAGAACGAGCGGGCCGCACUAGCGACGAGGAAGACGUGCUCGCGAGCCUUGAUGCUCUCCUGAACUAUCUGCGUGAAGACCACGGGGUCACCAUCUCUCAGAUCGCGGACCUCCUGGCACAGAAGGAGAUCACGUCGGAUCUCCUCUAUGCGAUUCUCAUCCCCGAAACGCUGUUCACCUGCAGAGACGACACGACCGGGGAGCCUCUCGCGUUACAACUCAAGAGCUCCGAGAAAGCACUUGGUGGAUAUGCGCUACACUGCGAGGGUCUCGACACUACUACGUCUGCAGAGGGAUUCGGUAGGGUCAAAUGCACGUGGCACGUUCCGCGUUUCAAAGGAGUUGUGAAGAUCAAUACGCUCCCUAUCUACCCGAUGAGGUACCACAGCGACGAAGGAAGUUUGAGGAGGGCCCUCCUUGCUCGGGCGCGCAAAUGGGUCGACCUCAACGGUGUACACCAUGUGCAGUACGAAGGGACUGCCGUCCGUAAUUCGACCACAUACGAGAUUGACUCCAGGGUGAUGAUCGACCGAGGCGCCUUCAAGCACCAUAACCCCAAGCAGGCGAUGCCUGAGGUCAUUGUCGCAGUGGAAGACCCCACCACCCCAGAGGGGUCAGUUAUCUCGCAUUCGGAAGUAGACACCCAGGUCGAUUUGCAUUACGAUGAGAAGGCUAGCCCGCAGGAUCAGCACAUGGCAGACGAUGAACUAAUUCUCGCCUCGCCAGUGUUGUACGGGUUCAGCCUGUCUGACAAGCUAUGGCUCAAAUUGAACGUCGAGAAAGUCCAACCUAUCGAAUGGUCCAAUGAGCCGUUCACGAACCUCGUCCUAUCGGGUAAUCGAAGAGACCUCCUGCGAUCUCUCGUUGAAGCACACAACUCUAACUUGAACUUCGACGAUUUCGUCAAAGGCAAGGGACAAGGUCUCGUCAUAAACCUCUUCGGCCCUCCCGGAGUCGGCAAGACUCUGUCCGCGGAGGCUACUAGCGAGCACCUCAGGAGACCGCUGUACAUGAUUGGAGGUGGGGACCUCGGGGAGUCCGCGGACGCUGUCGACGCCAAUUUGAAGAGGGUCUUCAGUAUGGCCGCGCGCUGGAGGGCCAUCGUGCUCAUAGACGAGGCCGAUGUGUUUCUAGAGCAGCGCGCUAUGAACGACCUGUCACGCAAUGCCAUGGUCGCAGUGUUUUUGCGGCACGUCGAGUACUACCGCGGCAUCCUGUUUCUCACUACGAACAGGGUCAAGGCCUUCGACCAAGCCUUCUUGUCUCGCAUCCACGUUGCUCUCCGCUUCCAAGAGCUGAGCAAGGAGGCCAAGUACAAGAUCUGGCAGGCUUUCCUUCUGAAAGUGGACUCGGCGGACCUCACGGCGGACGAGCUAGACAAUCUCGUCAGCCGAGAGGUGAACGGGCGUCAGAUCAAGAACGCUACCAGGACUGCGACCUCGCUCGCGCAGAGCCGUGGAGAGAAGCUCGGAUAUCGCCAUCUCUCGGAGACUCUCGAUGCCAUGGAAGAGUUUGAUAACGAGUUUAAGGCCAUCUCCCAGAGCAAGACCGUGUGAUUGUACAACUAUGGAAUGGAUGUGCAUGGACUCUAGAACGAGACUUGGUACUAACAAUUGCAUGCGCGAGCAGCACAUUGACAACAG
This is a messenger RNA of Fomitopsis serialis, 2244 nucleotides long. RefSeq names its product P-loop containing nucleoside triphosphate hydrolase protein. Gene Ontology annotation, molecular function: ATP binding; ATP hydrolysis activity. The record is from RefSeq and is a predicted model, not a curated record. The coding region runs from base 97 to 2157 and encodes 686 amino acids. The transcript has 8 exons. Lineage: Eukaryota; Fungi; Basidiomycota; Agaricomycetes; Polyporales; Fomitopsidaceae.